GAAAUAUUGCUUGUUUAUGCAGAGUGCUGAAAUUAAUGUUCAGAGAUCUGUCUCAUGUCUGGUUCUUCGUCUAACAGUUCUGUGCUUUCACCCAGAGAUAUCCCAGGCCUCUCCAGUGAGGGAGAUAGUAAACAAAGAAACAAAGGUGACUUGAUAUGUAAUCUUUUGGCAUGGCUUUAAGGAGCUUUGCUCUCCUUUGAGCAAUGAUCAUCAGGGAUGUUGGCUGUUUAUAAUUGUAUCUGAGACUCCCAUUUACAGAUGCUUAUUCUCAAUUGUUUACACUGAACAAAAAUCAGCAACUGUUUGCUAUAUGUAAGAAGUAGUGUAGUCAUCCUGCCUUUUUCAUUUGAGGAAAUUAGUCUUUCUUUUUGAUGCUCAAUAUCAUACAGCUUGGUCUUGGAACUGUGUAGCACCCACAUUUGCUCAGCAUUUCAUUAGUCUAUAACUUUGGCUUUGCAAUAUUGCAAGGGAGGCUGAUUUAUAAGCCUGCAUUUUUCACUGCUGUGUCAGCAGGGAGGAGGUUUAUCCCCCCAGGUUUGCAACAGCCACUUUGGUCACCUGUGGUAGAAAACAAUUCUCUCUCUCUCUCUCUCUCUCUCUCUCUCUCUCUUCUUUAGUGUGAAUAAGCAAGGAAGACCUUGCCCCUACUAACAGUAAAGAUGCUCUCUUUAAAGCGGUGAUUCUUUAUGCUUAGCAAUUUAUUCAUCCCAGCAUAGUGUCCUUCCUAGUGACUGUUCGCUAGUAUCUCCCUUGUGUCUUUUAAAAGAUUAUGAGCCACUUUGGGACAAGGAACCAUCUUCUUAUUUCUUUGUGAUGUAAGCUACUUUGAGAACUUUUUGUGUUUGUUGAAAAGUGGUACAUAAAAAAAAUCAGCGUCUUAUAAAUGGGAAGAUAGGAUCUUUUUCUUUUUGAUUUUAUUUAUAUUUAUAUACUGCCCUUUGUCCUAAGACACCAGGUUUUCCCCUUCAAGCAGUCAAUGUGCUUCCACAUAAAUGUUUCCCCUUUCCAUUAUAUUUGAACUUGAGGUCACCCAAUGAAAUUGAUUGUCAAUAAACUGAAAACAGACAAAAGGAAAUAUCACUUCAUACAAUGCUUAAUUGCCGUAUUUAAUCGAAUAUUUUAUUUAUAUAUUUAACAUUUCUAUACCGCCCAAAACUUACAUUUCUGGGCAGUUUACAAUUAAAAUAAUUUAAACAUUAAAAUCAUUUACAUUAAAAUCAUUUAAAACCCAACAUUACAAGUAUUAAAACUAUAAAUCUAAUUAAAAGCCUGGGUGAAUAAAUAUGUCUUCAGUGCCUUUUUAAAAAUUGUCAGAGAUGUGGAGGCUCUUAUUUCAACAGGGAGCACAUUCCAAAGCCCAGGGCAGCAACAGAGAAGGCCCGUCCCCGAGUAGCCACCGGACGAGCUGGUGGUAACCGCAGACGAACCUCUCCAGAUGAUCUUAACGGGCGAUGGGGCUCAUGGUGAAGAAGACAAAUACCCAGAACCUAAGAUGGGUAUUUCCCACCAAGACAGGCUUUGAAGCACAGAGGCUCUAACUACAUAGUACAGUUUCAGAGCUUGAGUGCCAGCAGCAUCUCUGCUCCCCUCUCAUCAAAGCAGCAGGAAGAGGUCCAGCAGCUAUGUGCAAAACGGCUACAGAGGAUGCCUCUGCAAUAUGUACUUGGUGAGUGGGAUUUUCAAGAUCUCACACUCAAGAUGAAACCUCCAGUCUUCAUUCCUCGACCAGAAACAGAGGAACUGGUCUCUCUUGUUGUGGAUGAAGAAUGCAGGAAGAAAUUGACCUCAGCAUACUGUAAGGAUCCUUGGCUGUCCCCAGGGACUCAUGGCUCUGUAAUCCUGGAGGUUGGCUGUGGCUCAGGAGCAAUUGCUCUGAGUCUGCUGAGAAAACUGCCCCACAGUCAAGUCAUUGCCAUCGAUAAAUCAGAAGCUGCUGUGCAUCUCACCAGGGAGAAUGCUGAAAGGUUACAUUUGCAAGAGAGGUUAAAGAUCCUUCAUCUUGACAUCUCUUCUAGUUCUUGGGAAUGUCUACAGCCCUGGGGUUUAGUGGACACUAUAAUCAGCAAUCCACCAUAUGUUUUCCAUGAAGACAUGACUCACUUGGCAGCAGAAAUCCUCAGCUAUGAGGAUCUUGAUGCCCUGGAUGGAGGAAAUGAUGGCAUGAGUGUGAUCAAAGAGAUUCUGAAUCUGGCUUCUUGCAUCCUCAAAGAUUAUGGGAGUAUGUUUCUGGAAGUUGACCCUAGGCACCCAGAGAUGGUGAAGAACUGGCUCUGCAAUCAUCCGGACUUGUUUCUCUUUGUGUCUGCCACCCACAAGGACUUUUGUGGAAAACCAAGGUUCCUGCAUAUCCAAAAACAUGGGGGAGAAGUCAAGAGAAGAUCAUAAGUUGUUCUGUUCUCCCAAUAUUACUGACUCCAGUGUUACUAAACUAAACUUUUCUGAUGGGACCGGGGCUUAUUCUUCUGUUAGAACUCAGUGCUCCAACAGGAAUUUGAGCCACCGUUUCACUUCUUAGAGUCUUAACCAGCAAUCUCUAAGAAAGUUGUCUUAGACAGACAACCCACUCUCAUAUGAGUGAAUGUUCACUCACAGUGAACAUAUCACACACCCAGAUGGAAUCGUCAUUCAUGUAAUGCAAAUGCCCUGACAGUAAUUAUUUAUUUUUUAUUAUUAUUAUUUACAUUUAUAUCCCGCUCUUCCUCCAAGAGCAAAGAGCGGUGUACUGCAUACUUAAGUUUCUCCUCACAACAGCCCUGUGAAGUAAGUUAGGCUGAGAGAGAAGUGACUGGCCCAGAGUCACCCAGCAAGUAUCAUGGCUGAAUGGGGAUUUGAACUCACGUCUUCCCGGUCCUAGUCCAGCACUCUAACCACUACCCACACUGGCUCCUAAUGGAUACUAUGUGAAUAAGGCAGUAAGUUAUCAAGCUAAUUUACAGUAAAUUAGCAGUAAAUUUAUCAUUGCUGUUGUCACAUGAGAAAAGCAUCACCUACAUUCAUCCUUGAUGCAUUCUUUUUUUUUUAAAUUUUGGCAGUGACUUUUAUCAGCAAGUGAUUUGCCUAGGAAGAACUGGAUUGAAAAUGGUGACACUUAUCAGUCACCUUCCAAAUAUGGCUCGGCAGAACAACCUAAAUGAAAUCCACACCUUUUGCUAAUUUAAGCCUCACAAAAAUGAAUAAAACUUAGAUUGAUAGAAUGUAAUGGCCAAUCUGAACUUUGUAUUGACAAAUCUUGUUUUAUCAGCAAGUGUUCAUAAUGUGUUUUGAUGAGUGUUCAUAAGACAAGACCUUAAGCUGGCUCCAGCUGCUACUUCUUGACAAACACUGCUUAAUUUUAUUAUUCCAGUUUAAUUUAAGAAGGCAGAAAGAAAGUUUUGCUUCUGUUAACCUUGAUCUAUUAAUUUGGCUACUACUGGAAACAAGUUCAGGGCAAGUCCAGGCAUCCAAGAAAGCAAAGCAAUUAUUUGGGCUGGCAAUGUAAAACUUUGUGUGGUCUAAGAGGACUAUCUGUCCUGCCCCAGGACAUUUUUCACACAGGGCUUUUAGCUCAAAUCUCCUCCGGAAUGGAAGGUGUGCAUUCACAUAUCAGCCAGAUUUAACCCAAAGUCCCUGUAAGCUAUCAGGGAGCACUUCACACACGAUUCAGGUUUUUCAUUGCACGUUAGAGUAUAGCCAGAUUUAUGUCUGGAGUGUAAAAAUCCACUUUUUGCAUUGGUUUUUUGAGCAAAUUCUAACUCGCAGUAAACUCGCGGUAAAGCCUGCUGUGUGAAAAACGCCCAGAUUUCCUUUAAAUGCAGCAGAGGAUGCUAAGGCACACAUGUGGGAUUGCAAAAUGAGGCCAGAUCUGUGUAAACAUCUGUGUUUGGCUAUGAAAUGUGCAUUCGUUUACCUCAUUAGUUAUAAGAACUGUUGUCUCAGUUUUAUAUGUAUUUCGAUCACAGUGCAUUUGUAUUAAACUUAGACCUUUGCCUUUAGUUCAGAUCCAGAUCCAGACUUGUACAUCCAGUUUUCCUUAGAAAAAAAAUUACUCAUCCAAGACAAAUGUAGGGAGAAAGCAGGAGAUGAAUUUGCUGAAGAAAAGAACCAAAUAGUGUAUGAGUUAUAAAUAAUUGAAAAGUUUCAUUUAGAGUUGCCUUUUGCAUUUCCAAAUGGGUGUCUCCUUUCCUAGACAGAGCCAGCCAGUGGGUUAUGAGCAGCAACCACACAGUGGGGAAGGAAGUAAACAUCCUGUGGCUUAACAGCACAAAUCAUGCUUUUGGGAAAGACUCAUUGGCUGACAGUGAAGCCCUGGCCAGAGAUUUAGGGAGGGCAUUCAUAAGGUCGCUCUCAUUAAUCUGGAUGUAGGGAAUACUGGUUCUGUCCUAGGUCCAUUAAACUAUCCUUUAGUGUGCAUUUCAAAGAUGACAUGGUUUGCUAGUAGACCCUUAUUUGCUGCACCUCAUCAAGGUUGGUAAGAUUUUUGCCUCUUCUGGUUGUUUUAAUUUUUUAUCUUCCACUCUCUUUUCUGCAGUAAUGUUUUGGUUAGCUAUUGAGCAUUUGAGGCAGGAUAAAAAUAUCUGUAUAAAUAAAUAAAUGAAAACAAGAGAGGGGA
This is a messenger RNA of Hemicordylus capensis (graceful crag lizard), 4588 nucleotides long. RefSeq names its product HemK methyltransferase family member 1 (gene HEMK1). The coding region runs from base 1645 to 2385 and encodes 246 amino acids. Gene Ontology annotation, cellular component: mitochondrion. NCBI's taxonomy places the organism in Eukaryota, Metazoa, Chordata, Lepidosauria, Squamata, Cordylidae. Gene Ontology annotation, biological process: protein methylation. The transcript is spliced from 10 exons. The record is from RefSeq and is a predicted model, not a curated record. Gene Ontology annotation, molecular function: protein methyltransferase activity; nucleic acid binding.